AUGACGUUUACAAGACGAGAUCGACUGUGGAGCGGGUAUCAACUGUUUGCGCGCGCUCCUCCGUACAUCUAUAUGUUAUGCAGAGCACAGGGAAUUGAUGCGCAUCGGCUACUACAUGCGUCAUUUUUCUUCUUCAUUGUACCGUACUUGUACAGCUAUCUACAUGAACAACACCAGCUGAGAUCAUAUUCAGUAGAACGGGCCAUGUCAUUAGCAUGGGAUCGAGCAAUUGCAAAACCUGGUAUACCAUUCAGAAGGGCGGUUGUAGGUUUUAACUGUAAUGUGGAUGUUAUCGUAUCAGGGAUACAGAUUAUUGAGAACCUGAACACAACAUGUGAAAAAGGCAAAGAUCAUGAAAGUUUGGAAACAUUGGAUGACUUACAUGAAACAUUUGUACAUUUUUUCCAAAGAGGAGCACCUGCUGAAAGAUAUAUGUCAUCCGAAAGCACAUUCGAAACGGUAGUUCGGCAAGCAGAAGCGGCUAUACCUCGUGCGCAAUAUCAUAUUGGAGGAAAUGCGGCCCUUAUGGCCGAACGAAUAGCGUCUGGUUUCCCUAGCACUGAGGUUUAUCUUGUCGGUCCCAUUGGUCCAAGAAGUCAAGCUUUGUUGAAUCCGUCUGUGAGACGGACGAAUUCUACGAGAAUAACAAAGGAUGAACUACACGUGAUUAUGGAAUACAAGCAAGGCGAGACUUUGGGUGAUUGGAUCGCACCAAGUAGUAGUCGCUUCAUAACUAGCCACGACCAUUUUAGCGGAAGCACUGUAGUUAUGGAGAUGUUCUUCAAAGCAAUCGCUCAAUUCAAACCUGAUCUCAUCAUCUUAUCUGGUAUUCACACCUUAGAAUUUCAUAAUAAAGAAAUGCGAUUGGAGAAAUUAAGAAUGAUCCGACGAAAUCUCUUACAAAUCUCGUCUAAGACACCUAUCCAUUUCGAGCUGGGAAGUCUUGCCGAUGCGACGUUCAUGUUUGAUAUCCUACAUCGCAUCAUACCACACGUAGACUCAUUGGGUAUAAAUGAACAAGAGUUGGCGUUUUUGUCUCAUGUAGCAGGUGGGCCCCAUAUGGAAGAGUACCCUGUGCAAGCAGGAACUGUUCACGCUCACAAGGUCGUAGAGAUGCUCGAUUGGCUCUUAAAAACAUUUGGACGUGAUCGAAUGAAUCCGAACUCGAAGAAUUUCGGCUACCGACUUCAAAGGAUUCAUUUCCAGUGUUUGACUUAUCAAAUGGUGGUUAGUUCUGGAAAUGAUUGGUCCAAUCUUGCUUCGGGUUUGGCAGCUUCUUCUCGACUUGCCGGAAGGAUGGCAUGUAAUCUAGUUAAUCAAGCACGUAUCGAAACAGAUUUGUUGGAAGUAAGGACAGCACCUUCAUUUAUUUUGGACAAGAAGCUUGGAAAGAUGUACAAUUUCCAUGCUCAUAAUCCGAUUGCAUCAUGGAUGCGUGACCAGACGCUCUUCAUCUUUACACCAGUGCUUGUGUGCAAAUUCCCGAUGAAAACUGUUGGUGUGGACGAUGCGAUCUCGACGACGGGCUUGUUAUAUUCACAGUUUUACCGCUUUGAUAGUAAUAUGAAAUGGAUAUCGUUGGUUAAAUUCCGGCAUUUACGCUCAAAAACCUCAAAAUUAUGUCUUUAUAUGCUUGUAUUAUUGUAG
Molecule: messenger RNA, 1647 nt
Organism: Necator americanus (New World hookworm)
Lineage: Eukaryota; Metazoa; Nematoda; Chromadorea; Rhabditida; Ancylostomatidae
Exons: 19
Coding region: 1-1647 (548 amino acids)
Biological process (GO): glucose metabolic process
Cellular component (GO): endoplasmic reticulum
Molecular function (GO): ADP-specific glucokinase activity
Source: RefSeq, a predicted model, not a curated record